AUGCACGGAAUCGUAGCCACUGCUGAAGAUAUGGAUGAAUUAACGGGUUGGAUCAGAGAGACAUAUCCAGGAAUCUAUGUACGAAGUAUCGAAAUUGGUAAUGAGUCUCAGGAUUCUCUUUUCAUGCCAAUGAUUAAAGAAGUUGAACUAUUUUGUCAACAAAUAUUUGUUGAUGAUAACUGGAAAGAUGGAUUCAAUUUGCUAGGAUUCUCAGAAGGAAGCUUAAUAACACGAGCUGCUGUUCAGCGACGUUCAUUUCCAAAGGUAUACUCAUCAGAACUUUGUGAAUUUGUUACUAAAUAUGUCUAUAUAGAUUAUGUUCAAAAACUCAUUAGUUUUGCUGGUUAUUGGCGCGAUCACUACCAGUUAGGUGAUUACUAUGCUAAAUCUCAAUUUGCGAUUGAUAUCAACAAUGAAAGAAAGAGAAGAAAUGAAACUUACCGACAAAAUUUAUUAAAAUUAAAUGCAUUUGUGAUGACCUAUUCUGAUAUUGAUACACCCCGACAGUCGGACUGGUUUAUGUCCUAUGCUCCAAAUUUAUUAAAAGUUCAACUUUGGAACGAUUCACGCGAAUUUCCAGAAGAUUUAGUGGAAUUAAUGAGUAAAAGUCUUAAUUUGAAUCCGACUGAAGCAUCAAAAAAUGAACGUGAACUAUAA
Molecule: messenger RNA, 657 nt
Organism: Didymodactylos carnosus
Lineage: Eukaryota; Metazoa; Rotifera; Eurotatoria; Philodinida; Philodinidae
Source: the annotation of a GenBank genome assembly